UGCACGACGUCAUCUGUGCGCGACCCAGAGUUCAAUGAAAGUUGAGUGAAAGAUUGUUGAUGUAGUUAUGAGUGCCGUUCAUCGGGCGCUGCAGGAUCACUUUGGAUUCGACAAGUUUCGCUCUCAGCAGCAGGAAGAUGCCGUGAAAGCAGUGCUGAAGGGUGACAGGGAUGUGUUUGUAUGUAUGCCCACCGGAGCAGGCAAGUCUCUGUGCUAUCAGCUCCCUGCUCUUCUGGCCAGCGGCAUCACUCUGGUCAUCUCUCCUCUCAUCGCCCUCAUCCAGGAUCAAGUGGAGCACCUGAAAGCUCUCAAUGUUCCCGCACGCUCCAUCAACUCCAAACUUCCUUUGGCUGAGCGGCGACAGAUCCUGGCGGAUCUGGAGAGCGAGAGUCCUCGGCUCAAGCUGCUCUACAUCACUCCAGAGAUGGUGGCGUCGCCGUCCUUCCAGCCCUGCUUGGGCUCGCUGUGUUCGCGGGGUCUGCUGGCGUAUCUGGCGGUGGAUGAAGCUCACUGCGUCUCCCAGUGGGGUCACGACUUCAGACCGGACUAUCUGAAGCUGGGGGACCUGCGCUCCCGUCUGCAGGGAGUUCCCUGCGUAGCGCUCACAGCCACAGCGCCCAAGAGAGUGCAGGAAGACAUCGAGCGCUCGCUCAAACUGCGCUCGCCACUCGUCUUUGCCACACCUGUUUUCCGUAAAAACCUGAAGUAUGAUGUGAUUUUCCGUGAUCUGCUGCCUGACCCUUAUGUGCACUUGCUUGCGUUUGCUAAAGAGGCUCUGGGUGGAAAUACUGCUGAAAAGGGAUGUGGGAUUGUUUACUGUCGAACACGAGAGAGUUGUGAGGAAGUGGCUCAUAAGUUGACUAAACUGGGAGUUUCAGCCAAGCCCUACCAUGCAGGGCUGAAGGUGGGCGAUCGCACAGAGAGUCAGGCUGACUGGAUGGCUGAUAAAGUGCCUGUUAUUGUGGCCACCAUCAGUUUUGGUAUGGGAGUGGACAAGGCCAAUGUCAGGUUUGUCGUUCACUGGAAUCUGGCAAAAUCUUUGGCCAGUUACUAUCAGGAGUCAGGACGAGCUGGACGUGACGGACUGCCAUCGUCCUGCAGAAUAUACUACUCACCCAAAGACCGAGACCAGCUCGGCUUCCUCAUCCGCAAAGAAAUCGCACGCAAACAGGAGAAGCGAGGAUCAGAGAAAGAGCAGGACAAAGCGCCCAUUCUGGACUUCGAGGCUAUGGUUGCUUUUUGUGAGCAAGAAGGGUGCAGACAUGCCACCAUCUCACAGUUUUUUGGCAAUCAGAAGCCCAACUGCGCUGGGGCGUGUGACUACUGCCGUGACCCCAAACUAGUCCGCGCUCAGCUGGCAAGAGCAGCCGCCCUCAGCACCAGAACUGGCCCAGCCCAGAGCUCAGGGCCCAGGGGACCGUUCGGCUUCGAUCCUGAACUCUACGCUGGAGGCAGGAAGGGCUACGGGUUUGAGAGAUAUGAUGAGGAAUGGGGCAGUGAUGAAGAUGACUCUGAGAAGAGAAAGAAGGAGUUUGGAAAUCUCUUCAAGAAGCAGAUGAACCUGAGAAAGGGUUCAGAUAUGGCAAAAGAGACGUUUGUUCCACCAGAUGAUGACUGUGUGUUGAAGGAUGCUGCCAGUCAGAGGAUCCCCAGACUCACAGUGAAGAGCAGAGAGCACUGCCUGUCUCUGCUGCAGGAGUGUCUGAGCAGCCACAGGGGGGCAGCAGAGCUUUCACACAGCUGUGAGGCUCUUGAUCAGGCUGUAGAAAUAGAGCACGAGAUCUUCAGGGCCAGUAAAUCUGCAAACCUGUACAAGGCUGCGGUCCUCAAGAGAGUGUCAGAGAUGAAGAAAAGUGCAGCUGCAAGUGUUCCUGAGGAGAAACAGUGUGAAUCUACUGAAGCGUCGGCGACCUGCUCUUCAUCAUCUCAACCUGAACAUCUGGGCGGCUUCACUUCAGCCUCUCAAGUCUACUCACUGAAGAGGAAGCGUGUAGGCGCUGGAUUUCGUGGAUCUUCCAGCCUGUUUCAGACAGCUGGAGAUCUUUUGAACUCUAAGAAGGAGACUCUCACCACGUACAAAACACCCGGAGACCCUGUCUGUGAGGAAGAGGAGGAGGAAACAGGAAAAACUCAGAAGAUGAAAAGCAGUAAAACAACUCCUGCCAGCUCUUCCCCCAUCAAAGCCAAUACCAGCUCCACUUCCUCCCUGAGCAGCCCAAGUAAAAAACUCACUAAGAAGCAGCAGAAACUAGCAGAAUCAGCCAAAGACAUGCGCUGUAUAUCACAGUAUUUCGGAAAAAAGCAAGUAGACACCACUCAAGUGAAAGGAGGAAGUGUUAAAUCUGAGCCUGAGGAGGAAAGAUCUCGCCAUCACUCGCCUUCACCAAAUCUGACUGACUUCCAAAUGAUGAAUAACAUCUCCAUGGAUGUAGAAAGCAUUUCAGAGAAUGACGCUACUGUGUAUGCGAGUCCCUCUGCAGAAGAGACGCCCAGUCGAGAUGAGACGGCCAUGGAGUUGACAGCACAUCCAGACUUUCAGCGAGAGAAGUCUGAUGGACAACAAAAAUCACCAAAACAAUCACAUGAGGACAGAGCGGCAUCUCCUCCUGCGAAACGCAGCCGUGUGAUAAAGGACAACAAGAGAGUGACCUUUGACCCUGUGGUGCAGGAGACGAAGUUUGACACAAUGAAUGGAAAUGCGGCUGAGAUUUCACCAAAGCCUGUGACACUUAAGGAGGCCGCUGAUAUUGUGGUCCGAUGUCUGGAUCCAUUCUACAAAAAGGGCAAAUUUGCAACGAAGGAUUUGUUCAAAUCCUUUGCCCGUUUCCUCUCUCAUCUUCUUACUGAGGGAAAAACUGUAAAACGAGGCCAAGUGAAGAUGGAAGCAAAGAGCCUCAUCAAGGGCUUCUUCAGCAAGAUUCAGCGCUGUGAGAGCGAGGCAGACUGGAAACAUUUGAAAGUCGAGGGCAGAUAGCGAUCUCCGUCUUUAUGUCCCUUCGUCAUCCAAACCUCUGAAGCUCCACCAAUCCCUUUCAUGUCAGAGAUGCCAUAUGUUUAACAACAUGCUGCUGUAUAUCUCAGGUGUAUCGUGAGGGCCUAAGCAUACAUUGCACAUUAUUAUGAACUGUUUUAUGUUUGAAGUCUGGACCGCAAUAACUGUUAUGUAGCAUUAGCUGCUUAUAAUGCACUUGAACUGUAUUGAAAACUACAUUAAAGGACAAAAGUGCACAAAUGGAAAA
This is a messenger RNA of Megalobrama amblycephala (Wuchang bream), 3239 nucleotides long. It is a transcript of the gene recql5, whose product is annotated as RecQ helicase-like 5. The coding region runs from base 68 to 2974 and encodes 968 amino acids. The record is from RefSeq and is a predicted model, not a curated record. The transcript is spliced from 19 exons. Gene Ontology annotation, cellular component: cytoplasm; chromosome. Lineage: Eukaryota; Metazoa; Chordata; Actinopteri; Cypriniformes; Xenocyprididae. Gene Ontology annotation, molecular function: 3'-5' DNA helicase activity; nucleic acid binding; ATP binding. Gene Ontology annotation, biological process: double-strand break repair via homologous recombination.